AUGAGGCUGGCAAGCCGCCCUGCCCAACUCCCGCCUGCCGACCACAAGCAAGCAGAGCACCUGCCUGACGAGAUCCUCCUCGAGAUCCUGUCUCACAUCCCACGCACCAAAGAGUCGCAAUCCGUCCUUCGCGCUUUCUGCCACGUCAAGCGCCAGUGGUACGACGUCGCCAUCUCCCGCUUGUACGAGGAGCCGUGGCUUGAGGGCUCCAGCUUUGAACUCUUCGUCCGCACCAUCUGCCCCUCCCGGAAUCUGCACGUCAAGAAUAGCGAGCUCGCCGGGCUCGUCCGUGUCCUGAACCUCAAGCGCAUCGUCGGCCAGAGCACAAAAUCCACCACUGCUCGCCUUCUUGGCCGCACCAAGUCGAGCCUUGAGACUUUCAUUGCUCCCCAGUCCGCCUUUGCCAUCAAUUGCUUUGCUGCCCUGUCAAAGUGCGUAAACCUCCGUGUCCUGGACCUUUCGCUCAUCUUCGAGGCCGUCAGCUUCUCUACCCUUGCCCAUACGCUCGAGAGGCUUCCGAACCUGAAGACGCUCUACUUCCCCCGCUCGUCCAGCGACAGCGCUUCCUUCGAUGCCUCUACCAUUGUCUGGCCACCCGUUGAGAGGCUCUACUUGAGCGGCAGCAUUGAGAACCAGUUCAUCAGGCGUCUGCUCAACGAGGACUUGCUGUCAUGCCGCCUUCCCGCUUCCCUGAAGACCCUUUCAAUCACCCACUGUCCACGCCUUGCCACACACGAUCUUACUUCUCUUGUCCGCGCCGUCGGCCCACAGCUGGAGGCGCUGACGGUCGAGAAUAUCCGCGGGCUUCGCGCCAAUGCCAUGGACCGUGUCCUGGACUUCUGUCCGCGUCUGAAAGCGCUCCGGGUGUCUUUGGACUAUGUCACCUUCAUGUUUGUGUACCGCGACCAGGAAGAUGAGGUGCGGUUCCUCAACCACCCCUUGGAGCGCCUAGAGCUCACCGACUCCGGCAACAUGGGCUGGUCCCUCGACCCUGACGAGGUACUCAAGGCAGGCGACCUUGCCGAUGCCAUCCAGGACGGCACCAUACCCAAUUUGCGCAUCAUCAGGGUAUCAAUGACCGCGCUGUGGCACGUUGAUGACGCGGAUGAGAUGAGGCGGCUUAUCGACACCAUAGAGGAAUCCUUCAACAAAAGAAAGGCAGAGAGUCCUGAGCUGGAGAACAAGAUAGUCGGCGUCUGGACCAUGGAAGAUUGA
Diplodia corticola is the source of this 1215-nucleotide messenger RNA. RefSeq names its product f-box domain protein. The transcript has a single exon. NCBI's taxonomy places the organism in Eukaryota, Fungi, Ascomycota, Dothideomycetes, Botryosphaeriales, Botryosphaeriaceae. The record is from RefSeq and is a predicted model, not a curated record. The coding region runs from base 1 to 1215 and encodes 404 amino acids.